This is a messenger RNA of Exophiala bonariae, 1872 nucleotides long. RefSeq lists its product as uncharacterized. The coding region runs from base 1 to 1872 and encodes 623 amino acids. Gene Ontology annotation, cellular component: SUMO activating enzyme complex; cytoplasm. The record is from RefSeq and is a predicted model, not a curated record. Gene Ontology annotation, molecular function: SUMO activating enzyme activity. Gene Ontology annotation, biological process: protein sumoylation. NCBI's taxonomy places the organism in Eukaryota, Fungi, Ascomycota, Eurotiomycetes, Chaetothyriales, Herpotrichiellaceae. The transcript is spliced from 2 exons.
AUGCCUCGCGAAAAACUUGCCAGACAAUCUCUGGGCUCUGCGCACAAAUUGAUCAAAGAAUCCAAAGUCCUACUAGUCGGCGCCGGUGGCAUAGGCUGCGAACUCCUCAAAAACCUCGUCCUCACCGGGUUCGGCGAAAUCCAUAUCAUCGAUCUUGAUACCAUUGAUCUCUCCAACCUGAAUCGUCAAUUUCUCUUUCGACAAGAACAUAUCAAGAAACCAAAAGCCGUUGUCGCAAAGGAAGUCGCGCAAAAAUUCAAUCCCAAUGUCAAACUCGUUGCCCAGCAUGCGAACAUCAAAGACAAGCAGUUCAAUCUUGAAUGGUUCUCAUCCUUCAACAUUGUUUUCAACGCGCUCGACAAUAUGGACGCAAGAAGACACGUAAAUAAGAUGUGCUUGGCCGUGGAUGUGCCACUCAUCGAAUCCGGAACGACGGGUUUCAAAGGUCAGGUUCAGGUCAUCAAGAAAGGAAAAACUGCUUGCUACGAUUGCUCUCCAAAGACCACUCCCAUUUCCUAUCCUGUAUGUACCAUACGGAGUACUCCCAGCCAACCCAUUCAUUGCAUUGUAUGGGGAAAGAGUUAUCUGCUACCCGAGCUAUUUGGUGUUGGUGAGGAUGAAACGACAGAUCUGGACAACACAGAAGACUCGGAAAACGCUGCGGAAAUUCAGAAAUUGAAAGAGGAAGCACAGGCUCUGAAGAAAAUCAGACAGUCCAUCGGAUCGGAGGAUUUCCCACGGCAGAUCUUUGACAAGGUGUUUAAUGAGGAUAUUGAGCGACUGGCCAAGAUGGAGGACAUGUGGAAAGAGAAGAAACCCCCAACACCCUUAUCCUAUGACAUAUUAGAACAACAAUCCACCGGUAUCGAUCCCUCCAUAUCGAACGAGAGUCAGAAGACGUGGUCAGUAAUCGAGAACUUUGUUGUCUUUAAAGAUAGCUUGUCAAGACUUUCCACACGACUCGCUCAAGAUCAAGCCGUGGCAGACAAGACGAAUCAACCCCGACCGAUUAUCACGUUUGACAAAGAUGACGAUGACACGAUGGAUUUCGUCACUGCAUCUGGAAAUCUACGCGCUUCAAUCUUCGGCAUCGAGGCCAAGUCCAAAUUUGACACCAAACAGAUGGCCGGCAACAUUAUUCCUGCUAUCGCAACGACCAACGCUAUGGUAGCUGGUCUCUGCGUGCUACAAGCCUUCAAGGUCAUUAAGGGUGAAUACGCUCGCACGAAAUGGUUAUGGCUGUGGAACGGAUCCCUUCGUACUGAUCUUCUGGAGAAGCCGAACCCAGAAUGCGUGGUUUGCAGUGUCGCCAUGGCGAGAAUCCAAGUCAAUCUCGAGAAUGCUACCCUUGGCGAUCUCGUUCAGAAUAUCCUCAAGACCAGUUUCAGUUAUAGUGAUGAAAUCACUGUCAUGACCGAAGCUGGCAUUAUCUACGAUCCAGAUCUGGAAGAUAACUUGGAGAAGAAACUCAAAGACCUCGGGAUUGGCGACGCAAGUUUCAUAGUGGUCAAGGAUGAGGAGGACGAUACGCCACGUGUGGAUCUGCAGUUAGCAGUGGUCGCUACGAAAGCAGAGGAAGGUCGGCCGCCCGUUGCACUCAUUCAGAACGAAGGAGAAACAUUCGAGAUACCGCGGAAGCCGGAAAAAGCUCCAGUGGCCGAAGCAGCAGAUUCAGACGGAGAUGAAGUGGAAAUCGUGGUCAACGGCACAGCCCCGGUCACAGCAAGGCGGAAACGAGCACUAUCGGAUGCCGCUGCAAAUGGAACAGAGACGCCAGCUAAGAAACUUCAAGGUGCGGUGGCAAAAGAUCCCUCAUCGAAAGCUGUUGUAGUAGAUGAUGACGACGGAACGCUUUUGAUUGCUGAUGACUGA